Messenger RNA from Rhineura floridana, 8263 nucleotides. RefSeq names its product probable ATP-dependent RNA helicase DDX60. Gene Ontology annotation, biological process: defense response to virus. The transcript is spliced from 39 exons. Bases 397 to 5754 code for a protein of 1785 amino acids. Lineage: Eukaryota; Metazoa; Chordata; Lepidosauria; Squamata; Rhineuridae. Gene Ontology annotation, cellular component: cytoplasm. Gene Ontology annotation, molecular function: single-stranded RNA binding; ATP binding; double-stranded RNA binding. The record is from RefSeq and is a predicted model, not a curated record.
UCUGGCCAGAAGGAAACGAAAGUGAAAUGUGCCGUCUUGAGUGGACAACAUCUCCAGCUCCGCGUUGGUAAAUAUAAAAGGAACUCGCCCAGCUCCCGAUGGUGCGCUUUUACCUCUCAGACAUCAGAGAAGCGUCGUGGAAGGAAGAGACGUCAGCCGGUCGCUGCUUCGCCGCGGAAGCGAGAGACGCUCCGGGAAAGAGUGCGUGCGUGCGUGCUCCUGUGCGCGCAUCCUUGGGUUAUUUUACUGAAAAGGAGGGUCCAUCGGAGGAGAAGGCCUGGAUAUCAUCCGGUGCUUCAUGUGUAUGGAACAGUAAUGACCCAGGUUUAAGUACAUCCAGUAUCCAAAGGUGGCCCAGUUCACAUGUAACACUGUGUCAAAAACCAUAUAUCCAUCAUGGCUUAUGAAGCAAGUUUAGUAGGAGAUAAGGCCUCUUUGAACAGGUUCAGGCUGUCCAAGCAAAUAUCACCCUUGGCAAAUGUUCCAAAAGAACCAUGUUUGCAUGAUUUCCAAAAUCCAGAGCUACAAAGAUGCAUGGGAGAAAUUACUGAUUUUGUUUUGCAUGAAAUACCAAAAGCUGAUUAUGUCAGCUUGCUGAAUGACUACGUUGAGUCAGAGUUUUUUCUGAUUGAUGGUGAUUCAUUAUUCAUCACUUGUGCAGGCGAACUGACAUUACAGCGAGGACAAAACUUGCACUUUUUUUUCCUAGCUGAACGCUUUCUCCUGGAUUUAACAAGUAAAGGAGCAAAAUAUAUCAUUGUUUUCUUUAAGGACAUUGAAUAUCUGUAUUUCCAAAAUGCUGAUCUCCUUUCUUUGCGUACUGCAUUGAUAAUCCAUCUGAAAAACAACACUGAAAUUGCUAUACGCACUGAAUUUUCUAACUGCUUAGACUGCAAGUGGCAGGACUUUCUGCAAGAGUACUAUCCAUAUUUCUUAAUAAUUUGUGAUGAAGGGCUGGAUCAACUGCAGACAUAUUUUCUCCAUGUAUUUAUUCUGCAUACUUUGUCAAAGAAAAUCAACGUGGUGCUUACUUCAGGCCAAGAAUCAGAUGCAAUCAGAGUUUACGGGUACCACAUCCACAGUCUACACAGACAUCAUGCUUUUUUUAAACAGCAUGAAAAAACAGUUAAUCAUUACUAUCAAACUCUGGUGAAGUACUGGAAGGAGUCCAGGACAGAAGCAUGCCUACCUCUUUCUGGAUGUCCAAGUCUAGAGGCUUUGGCAGGAAAGGCUUAUAAAAAGCUCAUUCAAUUCCAGAAGGAUAUCAAAGAUCUUCGGUACAUUGUGUGUAUUAUCACCUGUUCGCUGGUUCUGGAAAUGCACAGUCACGUUCUAGAAAGCCAAACUACCUCUACAAAAGAGACACCUGUGCAAACAGCAUUAACGCUGGAAGAAGCUGGAGACCUUCUUCGGAUGUAUUGCCUCAGUGUGGUUUUUCUACAUCAUUUGCCCAUUUCUCAACGAUCACGGAUGAGAUUCAUUGAUGCCUGUUGGAAUAAGGAAGUAUUAACAUUUAUGCAACAGCAAAAACUCUGUGAAUUUCAUGUUCUUCAGCAUCUUGCCACUCAGGCCUCGAGGACCAUGGAUUUUUCUUCCCUGCCUGAUUUAAGUGAUGAUAUCCUGUGGAAGAACAUAGCAUAUUAUUAUGAACUGGAAAAAGGCCCAGAGUUUGAUUUGGAUGUAGGAACAGAAAUGAAUAGAGACUAUAACCUUUUGUGGAAACAUAUCACAGCAUUGUCUGGAACUUGUAGUACUGGACCAUCUUUUCCUCUACGAAUAACUUCUAAAACAUUUCUUGAAGAGGACUGUUCCCCUAGAAAAGACAAUGCAUCGAAGAUAACAUUUCCUAAACCAGGAAUUAUACCAAUGAUGAGUAGCAUAGUGGAUGAAUUUGCUGGGGAUAUUUUAAUUGAGCUGCCAUAUUUAAAAAGUGAUGAUCCUGUGGUUACUUCACUUAAAAAACAGAAAGAAUUUGAUGAACUUCUGCACUGGCAUUCAAGAAGGCCUCUCAGUGAUGAUUAUGACAGGACACAUAUGGGAUUUCUAGGAGCAAGCAAAGACCCCUGGGCCCUUCGAAGCAAUCAAAAACUGCAAACCUUUCUACGAUUUUAUGGUCAAUCUCUAGAAGGUAACCUUUCGAAAACAAUUGCUCCUCAGCCGGAUACUCAAAAGAAGGCUUAUCCUCAUGCCACAAAAAACAAGAAAGUCCAAAAGACAAAAGCAGAAAUUAUUAUAGAGGAGAACAAAAAAAGGAAGAGAAUUGAAGAAGAGAAAAAAGAAGAGUGUCGCUGGGGUGCCCUUUCAGUGACGAUGGAAAGCAACAUUAAAGAAAAUAUGACAUCUGGGAUUAAGAAUCUAGAAGAAUUUCUUAAAAAAUGUCAAAGUGCAUCUGUGAAAAGUGGUGCUGAAAUGACAGCACUGAAUGUUUGCUUUGGCUUGUGGAUGGAACAGUGCAAGGCAGAGGGCAAAACCAACAAAAACUUAAAUAUAGCAGUUGAAGUGAUGAGAAGAAUCCACUCAUUGAUUGCAAAUUAUGAUCAAGAGAAUUUAUUGAAGGAGACGGACUUUCAUCAGAUUGCCAAAUGCCUCUGGUACUUUGGAUUUGACAACUUGGCAAUUUCUUUAAAAUAUAUCAAGGUAUCGGAAGAUGAGAGAAAGGCACUUAAGAGGAAGUAUUCAAAAUAUGCUGUUGGCAUGGGGUCUUCCCGGUUUCAGCUACAGUACAUGAGCCCCUAUCUUAUACGAGAAGAAAGAAAAGAUCCUGAUCCCAGAGUGCAAUAUUUUAUUCCAGAUACAUGGCAGCGAGAACUUCUUGACAUUGUGGAUAAUAAUGAGUCUGCAGUCAUUGUUGCUCCUACGUCAUCGGGAAAAACAUAUGCCUCUUACUAUUGCAUGGAAAAAAUCCUGAGAGACAGUGAUGAAAGUGUGGUUGUGUAUGUUGCUCCUACAAAGGCUCUCGUUAAUCAAGUGUGGGCAACCAUUAGCAAUCGAUUUGACAAAGCAUUGCCAGCUGGUCUUGCUGUAUGUGGUGUUUUCACUCGAGAUUAUCGCCAUGAUGCCUUGAAUUGCCAGAUACUGGUAACAGUGCCACAGUGUUUAGAAAUCUUACUUCUGUCACCUCGUCGCCAGAAAUGGGCUCAAAGGAUAAGAUACGUUAUAUUUGAUGAGGUCCAUUGUCUUGGAGGUGAAAUUGGAGCAGAAGUUUGGGAGCAUCUUCUGGUUAUGAUUCGAUGCCCGUUUUUGGCCCUCUCUGCAACCAUAAGCAACCCGAAACAUCUCGCUGAUUGGUUGCAGUCAGUAAAAAGAUACUGGCAACAUACUGAAGCUGCAAUAGCACGAAGUUCUGACUGUUUCACAUCUAUGAAGAAAGGAGCAAAAGAAAAGAAAAGUAUUAAAAGACAAAAUACAUCAUACAGGGUUAAAUUAGUGGUGUAUGGAGAGAGAUACAAUGAUUUAGAAAAACAUGUAUGCUCCCUUGACCAUGGUGAUUUCACUAUUCAUCAUUAUCAUCCCUAUGCUGCAUUAACUGUGAAGCAUAUUGAAAAGUAUGGCUUUCCCUUGGACCUUUCACUGUCUCCUCGAGAAACUGUUAUAUUGUAUGACAUCAUGGUAAAAGCUCAGAGAAAUUGGCCAAGGGCAAAUGAGCUGGAUCCUGAGGAGUUUUUUAAGGACAAAAUUGUCAUCACAAAGGCUGAUGCUAGAAAUUAUGAGAGAGAGCUGAAAGAAGAGCUAGAAAUGUGGACUAAACAUGGUAACAGUAAGGAGGCAAACAAAGUGUUGCUGCUGCUCAGACCUCAACCUUCAUCUUACUCUUCUGAAACACAGAUGCAGAUGUACUUUCCUCAUUUUGUUGAAAAACUAAAACUGAUGGAUAAAUUGCCUGCACUAUUUUUCCUAUUCAGCAUUAAAAAAGUGGAAGAAUUGGCUCGAGAUGUAUGCCAGUUCCUAGAGGACAAGCAUAGUAAGAAGCAAAUCCCAGGUUCUGAAAAAGAAGAAUGGUUAACAAAAAAAUGUAAGAAGAUUGAAAAAUCUUUGGCAGAUCAAAAUGACAUUAAAAGACCAGAACAACGGACUGAAAAAGUAUGCAGCUCCUUAGGAGAUAACCACAUGAAUAGAAAACAAGAACAAAUGUUAAAAAAAUCAAAAAAGAUUGAAAAAAGUGUGAAGAAAAAGCAGACUGACGACACUAGAGUAACCCAUAAAGAUGACAAAAAAUUUGUCUGGGAGGCUGAGCUUGAUAGCAUAAGGAAGCAAAUGGAGAAGAUUUCUGAAAUCCCUUCAGACUGCACCUAUGCAAAUGAACAUGCCAUUGAUAAUGAGUCUUUGACCAAGAUAUUUGAUCGAGCAAGAUUCUUGAAAAAGAACCAAAUACUGCGAAACCUGGCACUAAGAGGCAUUGGAUAUCAUCAUGCUUCUCUGGAAGCCAAAGGGAGGCAAAUGGUGGAGAUGCUUUUCAGAAGGGGAUUUAUCCAGGUGGUUACAGCCACAGGAACAUUGGCUUUGGGAAUCAACAUGCCAUGUAAAUCUGUUGUUUUUGUACAGAAUUCUGUAUAUUUGGAUGCUCUGAACUAUAGACAGAUGUCUGGACGUGCUGGGCGACGAGGUUACGACUUGUUGGGAGAUGUCUUUUUCUAUGACAUUCCAUUGCCUAAAAUACAGAAACUCAUUAAAUCAAAUGUUCCUGAACUUCGAGGACAGUUUCCUCUGAGUAUUUCUCUAAUACUGAGACUCAUGCUGUUGGCUUCAAAAGCAGAUGAUAAAGUGGAUGCAAAAGCAAAGGUCCUGUCGUUACUGAAACAUUCACUGUUAUCCUUCAAACAACCAAGGGCCCUCAAGAUGUUGAAGCUCUAUUUUUUGUUUUCUUUACAGUUCCUUGUGAAGGAGGGAUAUGUGGAUAGGGAAGGUAACACUACAGGAUUUUGUGGACUCGUGACCCAUUUGCAUUAUCACGAACCUUCCAAUAUUGUUCUAGUUACAUUUCUCGUGAAAGGCUUGUUCCACAAGUUAUGUCAACCAAGUAAGAAAGGAUCACAUAUUUUCUCUAAGGAUGUGAUGGAAAAGCUGGUGCUAGUAUUGGCACAUCUUUUCGGAAGAAGGCAUAUACCAGCUGCUGCUAUUAAGUCUGAAAGGAAAUUUUACCAAUCAAUGGUGUUUCUUGAAGAUCUCCCUGAAGAUUUUGCUAAUGCUUUGCAUGAAUACAACUGCAAAAUAGCAGAGAAUUUUGGACAGUUUCUACAGACUGUUUCCACCUUGGCUGAUAUGAAGCAAGAAUAUAAACUUCCACUUUCAGACCUUGAUUUUUCAAGUAAAGAACAAUCUGAUUCUCCGCUUGCAUCUCACUUAAUGAGCUGUGACAAGGGAAGGACAGCAGUUUCACCUUUUGCGUGCCUUUCAAGAAAUACAGAACUUGAUUUACUACAUGCAGGGACUGUCAACAGUGUCAUAUUGCGAACAAUAGGUAUUACUGCUGCAAAUAUUCCAAUCCUCUAUUCAAAGAUGCAUGAUAAUCAGGGAAGAAUUAUGCCACUUAAUGCAUAUGCGCUUGACUUCUAUAAACAUGGAUCAUUGGUAGCAAUGGCUCAGGAUAAUGGUAUACAUGAAGGAGACGCUUAUCUUUUGCUGAAAGACUUUGCCCUUGCUCUUAAAGCAAUCAGUGUUUCUUUGUCUGAACUUUGUGACAAUAAGGAUGACAAUGUUGUGCAUGCAUUUGAACAAUUAAGUCAGAAUUACUGGGAGAAACUGGAAAAGGUUUAACUGGAACUAAUCAUCAAAUGAAUCUUUUGGUACAUUGAAAAUGCCUGCGCUGAAAAACUAUGCAUUGUAGAAAGAAUAAUACUUCUCAGUUGUAUCAAAUUAUUAUCAGUGAUUUGUUGAUUGGAUAUCUAGCAUUAGUUUGAUUAUGUCUGCUCCCUUAAUAUAGGUAUAUAGUUUUAAAGAUUUUAGACUUAUCUGUUGGACCAGCAACAAAAAGUUGUUUUUGUUCAUGCAACAGUUAGUCUGCAGUCUGUGACUACUGAGUAUGCCCAGUCUUCACUGGCUAUGCCUUCAUUUUGCUUGUAAUACACAGGACAAUUUUAGAGAUUUUACCAUUUUUGUUGGAGCACUCAACUACUGUGGACACAGUGAAGGGGAAAUCAUUUUUAUUCAACAGUAGGGUUGCUCACCCCUCUCAAAAGUUCUGUUUCCCCAAGCAAGUUCUUUCCACUGGUUUUGCUCCAGUUUUUCCCAUUCACUUUGCUCACCCAGUGGUUACUAUAAUAUGUUUUGGAAAUGAAAAUGCUUCUCCAUCUGUUCUCCAAAUGCUUCUCUUCUACUUAUGGCCAAAUACCUGACACAAAAUCUCAAGUAAGCAUACCUAACUAUUUUUAAAUAAAUCCACGAGGAAGAGUAUUUGGGCAUUGACUACUUCUUUUAGUUUGAGUGUCUGUGUGAAUUUGUUUUUUUUAAAUAAAUUCUAUAGUAUUGGGGACAUUUUAAAUACUAAUAAAUAAGUGAAUCCUCAUUCCCUUUGUUACAAUUUUUUAUGGAUUGUGAGUUUGAAAGUUUCUUUUCACAGUUGGUCCUUCCAUAAUUAGAACUGCAACAAUGGGAAAUUCUUGCAGAACUUUUGUGGAUGGAAGAAAUUAAGAAGAUUAUUGAUAGCAUGAGGAAUGGGAAAGCCCUGGGGCCAGAUAGUUUUCCAAUAGAAUGAUAAAAGACAAUUCAGAUUGCUUAGUUCCUCAGUUGCUUAGAGUUAGGGACCCUGCCAAUUUCAAUGUAUAUGAUCAUAUCUCUGUUAUUCUGAAGCCCAAUAAAGAUCAUACUAGUUGUGCAAAUGAUAUGGCUGUUUCUUUAACAUAGAUGCUGAGAUACUGUUCACAACCACACGAUACAUUCAUUGCAGUUACAGCACAUGGCUUUCCCCAAAGAAUCCUGAGAACUGUAGUUUAACCCUCACAGAGGUAAAACAAAAAAUGUUUCAAGUAUAUUGGACUUCACAGCACCUUUAUGGGAAGGGAUUGGUUAGUUCAGAUAGAUGUUAGUGAUGUAAUGCUAAAAAUGACUUUUUGAGGCAUAUGAUGUGGGCAUAUCCUGUAAUGUUUGCUUUCUUUCGGCAAACUACUGCUCUUAUCAACUUUGUUUUGGAGAAAUUCUUGAUAUUUGCAGGACUAACAGAUAAUGGGUUAUGUGAGCUCUUACAAGGGCUGAGACUUUUACUGCAGGUUGGAAGAGCAAACAUCCACCACAUAUCACCCAGGAGUUUGAAAUCUCACUGCCCUUUUUUACAUUUAAAUAUGUGGCUUAUCGUCAAUUUUGUUUAGAUACUUCAUUGGACAUUUGGAUUGCCUGCAUUAAUUUAAACUUUUAAAUAAGAUUUGGUGGGAUAUUCUUAUUGUUAAUGUCAGCUGGCAAUUUUUAAUAGUUAUAAUUAUUCUAUUUUUCUCUUUCCCCCCAUUAUAUUUGCAAAUUUAAAAAAUGAAAAUAAGUAAUUUCUAUUUCCCUUUAUGGAGUUUUUUCCCCCCAGGAAGGAUGGGGUGAACUCAUGUAGUUAUACCAUAUGUUGGACAAUUCUGUUGUUGGCAGUUUUUAGUGAGAAGUAGUUUUUUACCUCCUAGAGUGAUAGCCUAGUAUGGAACUGGUCCCCUCCAAGGUGAGAUGUGGAAGGGGAGUAUUUGAGAGUUCAGUGGGUGCAGGGUAUGAGAUCAUUAGCACUGCAGAGAUGAGGACGUUAUUUUUAUAUCCUUGACAAUGAUCCUUUGUAAGAGAUAUGUUUUUAGUGUUUUAUCACUUGUUUGCCACCCUGGGCUCCUUCUAGGAGGAAUUAAUAAAUAAAAGUAAUGAGUGCAUGUGGGUUGUAACAUUGUUGAAUGUGACUAGUUUGGAUAGGAGUGGUUGGUUGAUAAAGAUAUUGUAUGAGAUGGUGAAUGGGUACAGCGGUUGUAUUCAUACCAUGUUUUAAUGUUGGUUGGGAGGUUGUAUCAUGCUGCCUAACAAUUUUUCUAAUCUUAAUUCCAUAGAUAUUAUAGAGAUAUCUUGUAUUUUAUAUAUUUGGAUUUUUCUUAAUGUAAAUCAUCUGAAAUUGUGCUUAUUGUAUAUUUAGGUAUUUUGACGAUGCAUUUUGAUUUUUUGUAAACUGCUUUGAGAUCUGUAGAUAGUAAACAGUCCAUAAAUGGACUAAAUAAAAUAAAUAUUUGGCAAGGCCAACUGUGCAAAACAUCCAGCUCUUCUCCCUGCUUUACUUUCCACUAAGAAAUUAAAAAUAAAAGCAUUGCUUCACAAGUAA